AACCGGAAAUGACGGAACAAUACAUGGAACCGGAAUCUGUAGCAACACAACUAAUCAAGAAAAACAAACAUUCAAGAUGCACGUAACAGUUAUGUAGAUAUUACGGUAAACUCUGAUGGUGAAUUACCUCUACAGCCGAAAUAUCGAUUUCAAUCCGCGACAUGUCGGUACACUUCGACGAGAAGAGCGGCGUGGUCCCCUGUCAGACAAGCUGGGGCUCAUGGAGCCAAACUAUGGAGGAGGUCUUUGUCGAAGUCAACGUUCCUCCCGGAACGUCUGCUAAAGAAGUGAAAUGUCAUUUGGGAGCCAGAGACAUCGAGCUGUACGUCAAAGGGAAAGAGGUUAUCAAGGGGAGGUUGUUUGGCACAACUGUGUCAGACGAAGCUACAUGGACAUUGGAGGAUAAAAGUCUCAUCCGAAUUGUCCUGAUGAAGACCAACAGAGAGGCUGGGAACUGCUGGUCUUCCUUGUUAGAGGGAGAGUACUGUGCCAAUGCUUGGGUCCAGGACCAGAUGCAGAGAAAGCUCACACUGGAAAGGUUUCAGCGAGAGAAUCCCGGAUUUGAUUUCAGCGGUGCGGAGAUUUCUGGAAACUUUGCUGGUGGUGGUCCGGACUUCUCCAGUUUACAAAAGUGACUUGUAUAAUAUGAAGGUUGUCAGUAUUGCUAACCACAGCACACAGGAACUGACUGGAUCCAAUGCAGGAAGUCAAGUUUCCCUGCCUGUGGACGUUUCUUUGAGAUUGUCCCACUAUUCUGGUCCUGAUUCAGAAGUUAGCUCAAUCAUGUUUGAUUGCACCGCAGAAGACAAGUGUUAUGAUAAACACAUUAGUGUUGCUUUUCAGAUGACAAGCACUCCAAGAUAGCUUUUCAAUAAAGUUUUAUUGAAAGGUCCAAGAACAUUUGGAGAUGGUGCAUUCAGUCAUUUUGAAUGUAUUUUUUUUUUUUUUUGGAACUAAAAGUGACACUUGUCAUACAACACAAAAUGGCAAAGGAAAUGCGAGGCAAAUUCCAUUGUCUUAAGUCAUUGAAAACGUGUGGCGCUUCACUCCGUGCCAUCAAAUGUAUCAAAUGGUGAAAACAACUCAUCUUCAACCGCUGGUGACCGCUCACAUGGCGGGUUUCACUAGUAGCAUCAACAUGCUCUUUGAAGGGGAAGGAAGGAAAAAAAAAAUCACCUUGGGUAGGAGUGUGCAUUCAAGACGGCUUAGCAACCUAGGGUGGAAGUUAAGGAUUCUGGG
Messenger RNA from Doryrhamphus excisus (bluestripe pipefish), 1239 nucleotides. It is a transcript of the gene nudcd2, whose product is annotated as NudC domain containing 2. The record is from RefSeq and is a predicted model, not a curated record. NCBI's taxonomy places the organism in Eukaryota, Metazoa, Chordata, Actinopteri, Syngnathiformes, Syngnathidae. Gene Ontology annotation, cellular component: cytoplasm. Gene Ontology annotation, biological process: protein folding.